This is a messenger RNA of Lasiodiplodia theobromae, 576 nucleotides long. RefSeq names its product Ketosteroid isomerase protein. The record is from RefSeq and is a predicted model, not a curated record. The transcript has 3 exons. The coding region runs from base 1 to 576 and encodes 191 amino acids. NCBI's taxonomy places the organism in Eukaryota, Fungi, Ascomycota, Dothideomycetes, Botryosphaeriales, Botryosphaeriaceae.
AUGGACGAAAGAGGUUUCGUCAAAGACGAUAAAGAGUACAGCUCUGUUGACAAGCAGUAUGAAUUUCUCCACAUGUCCCCGAGCAAGUACCACAACCCAGCCUUAGUCAAUGAAGAACAAGAAGUCCUCGACCAACUCUACCGCGGCUGGCUCCACUACUGGAACCACGAAUCGCGGGAAGACCUCAAAAACGGCAUGGUGGGCGCCCGGCGCUUCUACGACUUCGAUGACAUGCUAUCAUACGACAUGUUCGGCAACACGGAGCGCACCAAGUUCAACGAGCACUUCGAGCGCAUCUUCCCGUACUGGAACGACGGCAACAUGGAGUUCAAGGACAUCGAGAUCACCGCCCUGUCCCCGGAGUUCGCGUACUCGACCAUGAUCCAGCACACUUGGGGCACCGCCGGUGGCGUACCUUUCGAUACGGCUUUCCGGCGCACCGGCGUCGCGCGCAAGAAUGAGAAGGGGGAGUGGAGGUGGAUUCAUGAACACUUGAGCUUUCCGACUGAUAUGAAGACCAAACAGGCGGACUUCACGGCCACUUUGGAUCCUGUGAAGGCAACGAAGAUGUCGUAA